Sinocyclocheilus anshuiensis is the source of this 411-nucleotide messenger RNA. Its product is annotated as ATP synthase subunit beta, mitochondrial. Gene Ontology annotation, molecular function: proton-transporting ATP synthase activity, rotational mechanism; ATP binding. NCBI's taxonomy places the organism in Eukaryota, Metazoa, Chordata, Actinopteri, Cypriniformes, Cyprinidae. The record is from RefSeq and is a predicted model, not a curated record. Gene Ontology annotation, cellular component: proton-transporting ATP synthase complex. The transcript has 3 exons. The annotation marks the transcript as partial. Gene Ontology annotation, biological process: proton motive force-driven mitochondrial ATP synthesis.
GUCUUUUCGGUGGUGCUGGUGUGGGAAAGACUGUAUUGAUUAUGGAGCUGAUCAACAACGUGGCUAAGGCUCAUGGUGGUUACUCCGUGUUUGCUGGUGUGGGAGAGAGAACCCGCGAGGGAAAUGAUCUCUACCAUGAGAUGAUCGAGUCUGGUGUCAUCAAUCUGAAGGACACCACGUCAAAGGUGGCGCUGGUGUACGGACAGAUGAAUGAGCCGCCUGGUGCCCGUGCCCGUGUGGCUCUGACUGGACUGACCGUUGCCGAAUAUUUCCGUGACCAGGAGGGGCAAGAUGUGCUGCUCUUCAUCGACAACAUUUUCCGCUUCACCCAGGCUGGGUCAGAGGUGUCUGCCCUGCUGGGCCGUAUCCCCUCUGCUGUGGGUUAUCAGCCAACUCUGGCCACUGACAUGG